Polyodon spathula (Mississippi paddlefish) is the source of this 2568-nucleotide messenger RNA. RefSeq names its product solute carrier family 2, facilitated glucose transporter member 11-like. Gene Ontology annotation, biological process: monosaccharide transmembrane transport. Gene Ontology annotation, cellular component: membrane. Gene Ontology annotation, molecular function: hexose transmembrane transporter activity. The transcript is spliced from 12 exons. The coding region runs from base 215 to 1705 and encodes 496 amino acids. Lineage: Eukaryota; Metazoa; Chordata; Actinopteri; Acipenseriformes; Polyodontidae. The record is from RefSeq and is a predicted model, not a curated record.
GUUACUAAUGAACAAGAGGAAGUUAAUACAAACAUAACUUGCUGCUCAGCAGAAAUAUUUAACGGAGCAUAAACCCUUCAUUUCUUUUUGGAGUGAUAGAGCCCCUCCCCUAUCCAUUCGUAAGCGUCACCCUGUAAAAAGAGCCACCUGAUACUGAGUUCGCAGGAUUCAUCCAAGUCCUGUACCAGGAAGAACAGACCGAUCAAGAGUAGCAAUGAUCAGCUGGCUGUCAGGGCUGAGCUGGAUGUUGAUGUUGUUGACGAUAAUUCUGGGACUCGGAGGAUCGUUUCAGUGCGGGUUUCAGAUUUCUGUCAUGAACGCCCCUUCAGAUCACAUCCAGCGCUUUGUAAACGAGACAUGGCUGAAGCGCUAUGGCACUCCGAUGGCCGAGUCAACUAUCAAACUGAUCUGGUCCAUCGUUGUGUCCAUCUUCAGUAUUGGGGCAGUGUUAGGCUCAAUCAGCAGUGGGCAGCUCUCAGUCAAAUACGGCAGAAAAAAUUGUUUGCUGCUAAACAACGUUGUAGGUUUAGGUGCUGCAACCUUGGCUGGAUUAAGCAGGAUGGCCGGGUCGUUUGAGAUGAUCAUACUGGGGAGGUUUCUGUACGGAUGCAACGUAGGUAUUGGUCUCAAUGUACACUUGAUGUAUCUGGUUGAAAGCUCUCCAAGGGAACUGCGUGGAUUCAUGUCUCUGAGCAGCUGCGUGUUCAUUGGUCUUGGGAAAUGCUUGGGCCAGGUUUUCGGACUCAAAGAGUUGCUGGGCGGUGAGGAGAUGUGGCCCUACCUGCUGGCGUUCAGUGGCGCCCCAGCCCUGCUGCAGCUCGUUGGCUUGUUCUUCUUCCCCGAUUCCCCGCGAUAUCUCUUCAUAGAGAAGGGGAAUGAGGAGGGCUGUGUCAGGGCUUUAAUGCAGCUUUGGGGUAUAAAGGAUUUCAAGAUGGAGCUGGAGGAUAUGGCCAGAGAGCGGGACAAGAUGAAGGGUCAGAAGGCCAAGACGGUUUUGGGAGUGCUUCGAAACAGGUCUGUCCGCUGGCAGAUGCUGACCCUGAUCUUCCCCUGCGCCGGAGUGCAGCUGUGCGGCAUCAACGCAAUCUAUUUCUAUGCGUUUGAUAUAUUCAGUGCCGCUGGGAUUCCUGACGAGCAGAUGCACUACAUGUCAAUAGGGAUUGGGCUGACAGAACUGGUUUCUAUUAUACUAUGUUCAUUUCUAAUAGAAUGCAUUGGCAGGAAGAAACUGAUGGGCAUUGGUUACACUCUCAUGGCGAUGGUGCUGGGAAUUCUGGUUCUAAUGCUCUUCUUGAAGGAUCGAGGACACUGGAUACCAUAUUUCAAUGUGUUCCUCCUCUACAUGUUUAUCUGUAUUUAUGGAUCAGGACCUUCUGGAGCAUCGAUGGCUCUUCCUGCUGACAUGUUUACCCAGGCCUGGAGAGCCCCCGCUUAUGUCGUCAUCGGACUGGGCAACUCACUGGGACUGUUUCUCGUUGGGAUGUGCUUCCCAUUCGUUGUGGCACUGAUGGGCCGGUUCUGCUUCCUGAUCUUCACGAUGUACUGUGUCUUAGCGGCCGCAUUCACGCUUCUGUUUGUUCCUGAAACCAAGGGAAAAACCAUGCUGGAGAUCGCAGAGGACUUUAACAAACUGAACUUCAAGGGAAGGAGGAGCCGAGUGGAAGGGUUGCAGAAGGAAGAACUUGCCAUUGCCACAAAGUUGUGAGAAGCUUCUUGGCAUUUCAGCAGCGGAGACUAGCGCAAGAAAGCACCGGUAAUACAGAAUCUUCUGUCACUGUGGAGAUACGUACUGGUUGAAAGGCAACCAGUUCCUCCUCAGGAACAGUCAGUGUCAAUUCCACCAAUGGAUCAUUGCAGCAGUUUUUUAUGUUUUACACAAGAUUAGGGGGGUAUUUGGCAUCCCGAGCCCAAUAAAAAUAUCGUGCAGUGUUUGGUUUAUUCUUACAUUUCAUACACUGUAAAUCUUUUCCAUGUUUCUCAUAACAUUAUGAUAUUGAAGAUUGGUUUCUACAGCUUCGAUCAGCAUGCAUCUACUCUGUUGUAUUUUUUUUUUUUUUUUUUUUGUUUCGCUGCGUUAUUUACAACAGUUUGUAAAAUGUGGGGAUGCUGUAAAUGAAUGUUGUAUUUUACAUGCUCUGUAAAGAAUUGCAAAUUGUCAUUUAACAGUUGACUGUAGCUAUACCUUAAGGGGUGCAAUAGUACAUGUUUCAAAAAGAAUAAACCAGUUAUAACAGUGCUGUACUGAAUACCACUAGUUUAAUACCAUUAAAUCAUUGUAGUCCUUUCACUUGCUUUAAGCUAAAAUGUUCUGUCCUUUAUUAGCUUCCAUUAAUACAAUUUGUAACUUUAUUUCCAUCACAUUUUUAAUACAUUUUGAACACUCACUCUCAAUCAACAACGUGGUUGCAAUUAGAAAAGUGAGUGUGUGGAGUCAAUCAGACCUAAAUACAAUAGACUAAACGUGUAUAGUACAGGUUUCUUGUAGGACCCACUGAUUCCAGCAGUCAUGCUUUAAUACUAGUCUUACGAAGGGAAGAAAAAAAAAAGUUGAAAUGUCAAAAUGUAUGC